AUGUCCCGCAUCACGAGCAGAUCUACGCGUCCCAAGAAACUCACCGCCAAACAAAAUGUACCUAUAUUUCGUGAGGAGCAGGUCGAUAACAUCAACGAUGUCGACGCCAUACGUAAUCAGGUAGAAACGGGUGUUGAAAAAGCCGAAGAAUCAGAAUACCAUCUUCAGCAAGCGAUAAAAGCGUCACAAGACGUUCGUAAAGCUGAGAUUAUCAAAGAUGCAUAUAUCCCGACACCACCUACCAUAUCCAGUGACAUCCAGUAUGAUGUUCUGUAUCCAAAAGGAUGGCAGCAACCAGCCACCUAUAUUCGAUCGUCAGCAACGGUCGAGGACUGUAAUCCCAUCUCGUAUUGCAUGGAUGAGGAGGAUGAGAUUGCUUUCAAAGUGAUCAAUGCCAAGUUGGCUCAACCCAUGACAGAAGACCAAUUUGAGGAAGUCAUAACCUUUUUUGAAGAAACUGUUUCGAUAGAACAGCCUUUUGCAAGUGUGCAUGCUCCAGUGAUGACCUUGUCGGAACUGCUGUCACAUGCCGACGACUUAACACCAGCUUCAGUGCAGCGAUACGCCAAGACAGUGUACGAGCACUGGUCAUCUCGACGAACGACGAAGCAAAACAACUCUCUUCCACCACAACUAAAAUUCGAAACAGGCCACGAAAGCGACGACGCCGACCCAUAUGUGUGUUUCCGUAGACGCGAAAUCCGACAGACGAGGAAGACACGGCAUCGUGAUCAACUGAGUGCUGAGAAAUUGCUGAAACUGCGACGUGACCUAGAAAGCGCCCGAAACCUUUUGCUCUUGGUCACUCAAAGAGAGCGUGGGCGGAAGGAACAAUUGGUAAUUGACAAGCAGGUGUCUGAGCAGAGACAGGCCUUCCGAGAAUUGAAGCGGAAGCUGAAGCAACCAGGAGACGAUGAUCUGCUGAUUACCCAGAAGAAGCCUAAGUUGCCGCUGGUUAUACCAUCAGAUCAGCAGUUGGCUCAGCAAUUACCGAGUAGACCUGGACCGGAGCUUAAGACACUGGAAGACCUUCGUGCUGAUAAAGAACGCGCCAUCGCGAACGACAUCCAUACGAACGUCGACAAGCACAUCAGGUGGAAUGACGGCUAUCACGACAAGACCAUGUUCCCACUCACCCCUGUCACGGAAAGUGCCGAAGAAACUCCUUUCUUGCCUGCAAUCACUGCGGUGUAUCUCCCAACACCUCCAGCUAGCAUUUCGGAGGAUGAAGCAGGAACUUCCAAGCCCGAACCAACACCGGACGUAGAGAUGAAAGAUAUCUCCAGAUCUUCAACACCGUUUAGAUACGCCAGUCCCGAUGACGACAACGACAACAAGACAUCGAUGCCCUCUUUCCGCAUGCGUACAGGAAGAGGAGGCAGGAGGAUCAUAGAUCGGAAGAUGCCAUUCAGGACAUCUCUGCGUCAGUGUCAGGAUGACGAUCGUUUCAAGUUCGACCAUGAUUCGGAUGAGGACAUAGAUAUGGAGGAUCAGGAUGUCGAUACGUUCCUGGAGCAGUCGACGAGACAGUCGAAUGAAAGUAGUGCUCUGCUGAUACUGAGGAAUGCUCAGCCAGCAGCCAAUGCGCAAGCCACUAGUGCGGUAAAAACGCAGAUAGAGGGUGCAAAUGUGGCACACCCACCUGCUCAGCAGCAGGUGUCUAGCAGAUAA
Messenger RNA from Lithohypha guttulata, 1671 nucleotides. RefSeq names its product Enhancer of polycomb-like protein 1 (gene EPL1). The transcript has 2 exons. The coding region runs from base 1 to 1671 and encodes 556 amino acids. Gene Ontology annotation, biological process: regulation of transcription by RNA polymerase II. NCBI's taxonomy places the organism in Eukaryota, Fungi, Ascomycota, Eurotiomycetes, Chaetothyriales, Trichomeriaceae. The record is from RefSeq and is a predicted model, not a curated record. Gene Ontology annotation, cellular component: NuA4 histone acetyltransferase complex; piccolo histone acetyltransferase complex.